This is a messenger RNA of Drosophila elegans, 4336 nucleotides long. RefSeq names its product probable multidrug resistance-associated protein lethal(2)03659. The coding region runs from base 252 to 4259 and encodes 1335 amino acids. The transcript is spliced from 9 exons. Gene Ontology annotation, molecular function: ATP hydrolysis activity; ATP binding; ABC-type transporter activity. Gene Ontology annotation, cellular component: membrane. Gene Ontology annotation, biological process: transmembrane transport. The record is from RefSeq and is a predicted model, not a curated record. Lineage: Eukaryota; Metazoa; Arthropoda; Insecta; Diptera; Drosophilidae.
AGCGCGGACGGAUUUUGGUUUGGAUUACAUAUUUUAACAAUUUUUGUCGCCGGUUGUCGUUUCUAAAAUUUUUUUUUAGUUAUCUCGUACUCUUGUAUUAUUUGAAUAAAGCUUUAAGUUAAGUGUAAUUAAGUAUUUGCGAUCAAAUACACAUGAUUAGAUAAACCGCCUACACAAAGUUAGAAAGGCCGGAUUAUGAUUUCAAUGUAGCACACUCUAUUGAUUUCGUUAGAAAUUCGCUGGCGUGAAAAAUGCAGUCGCUAAAGACUGAAGAUCUGCCGGAGAAUCCUCGAGAGCGAGCGAACAUUAUUUCGGCACUAUGUUUCUGGUAUACCAUGCCCACUUUUAUCAAAGGGCGAAAGGAAACAUUGGGUACGAAAGACCUUUUUAGGGCCUUGAAGGAGCACAAAUCGGAUGCUCUUGGCAACAAAAUAUGCAGUUCGUGGGCUUUAGAACUCGAGAGUCACAAGGAGAACGCCAGUUUGCUGAGGGCUCUUCUGCGGGUAUUCGGCAGGUACUUUUGCUUCCUUGGCCUUCUUCUGUUCAUCGUGCAGUUCAUACUUACGCUGCAACCCAUAUUUCUGGCGAAGCUCAUCUCGCACUACUCCAACGGUUUGGAUUCCAUCGGGACGGCAUAUGCCUAUGCGGCUGGAGUGAUUUUGUGCUCGGCCCUCGGCGUAAUCCUUCUACAUCCCUACUCAUUUGCCAUCACUCAUCUGGGUCUCAAGAUUCGAGUGGGUGUGAGCAGCAUGGUCUACAGAAAAGCCCUACGUUUGAGUAAAACAACCCUGGGCGAAGUUACUGCCGGGCACAUAAUCAAUUUGAUUUCCAAUGAUCUUGGCCGCAUGGACACCUUCAUCCAAUUCACCCACUUCCUUUGGUUGGCCCCACUGCAGACGCUGGUGGUGACCUACCUUAUGUACCAAGAGAUUGGAAUCGCUGCCGUUUUGGGGGUGUCCGUCAUGCUGCUCUUCAUACCCCUGCAAAUGUAUCUGGGCAACAAGAUAUCGGCGCUGCGACUGAAGACCGCUCUGCGGACGGACAAGCGGAUGCGGAUGAUGACCGAGCUCAUCUCCGGCAUACAGGUGAUCAAAAUGUAUGCCUGGGAGCUGCCUUUCGAGCGGAUGGUGGAAUAUGCACGCCAGAAGGAGAUCAAUACCAUCCGGCAUGUGGCCUACAUAAAGAGCAUUCUCCUGUCUUUCAACAAUUUCCUCAGCCGCCUAUCCGUUUUCCUCAGUUUGGUGGGCUUCGUUCUACUGGGCCACUUCCUCACGGCCGAGGCGGCUUUUCUAAUCACCGCCUUCUACACGGUCCUGCGUCUCAACAUGACCGCCUUCUUUCCAUUGGGUAUCACCCAAACGGCAGAGACCCUCGUUUCCAUCAAGCGUAUACAGAAGUUCUUGGAAUCCGGGGAGACGGAAAUCCCGGAUAACAGGCUCGAAAAUUCCAAGGCCGAAGAAGAUCUCGAUGAGGCUGAGGAGAAACUGUUGGGAACACCUCUUCCCGCCAUUACUACUGAUAAAAAUCUUCAUUCAAGUGCGCGUUUAUCCAUAACUGGACUCAAAGCCAAGUGGGAUUCCAAAUCACCCGAUUAUACACUGAAUGGAGUCAGUCUGCGUGUCGAACCCGGCACUUUGCUGGCCAUUGUGGGUCACACUGGCUCCGGAAAAUCCAGCCUAAUUCAAGCCAUUCUGGGUGAGCUGCCAGCUGAGUCCGGUGAGAUUAAGGUGAGUGGAUCGCUGUCCUAUGCCUCCCAGGAUCCGUGGCUCUUCUCCGGCACCGUGCGCCAGAAUAUCCUCUUCGGCCAGCCCAUGGAUCGCCGUAGGUACCACUCGGUGGUGAGGAAAUGCGCUCUGGAACGAGACUUUGAGCUACUCCCACUCAAGGACAAAACCAUUGUGGGAGAUCGUGGAGCAUCCCUCUCGGGUGGCCAAAAGGCCAGGAUCAGUUUGGCGAGGGCUGUCUACCGGGAGGCCUCCAUCUACUUGCUGGACGAUCCGCUGAGUGCGGUGGACUCCAAUGUGGGCCGCCAUCUCUUCGAACAGUGCAUGCGCGAUUAUCUGCGCGACCGGAUCGUCAUCCUGGCCACCCAUCAAUUGCAGUUCCUGCAGCAAGCCGAUCAAAUAGUGAUCAUGGAAAAGGGCGUGGUGAGUGCUGUUGGCACCUAUGAUUCGCUCCACAAAUCGGGAGUUGAUUUUGGCAGCAUACUGAGUGAUUCAGAGCAGGAUAAUGACGAGGAGCCGGAGGAGGUUCGAUCAAGAACCUCCAGUGUCACAGAGCAGCGGCGCAACAGUGUGAAAUCCGUGCUGUCCAUUGCGGAGUCCUGUCCAGGGGAUGACCCAGAGAAAGAAAUGAUCAAUCAGAAGCCACAAGAGACUGGACACAGCGGCUUCGGAGUGUACACUGAUUACUUCAAGGCAGGAGGUGGAUUCUUCGCCUUCGCCGUAAUGAUGAGUUUUUAUUUGAGCUCUCAGGGCCUGGCCUCACUGGGAGAUUACUUCGUGUCUUACUGGGUCUCCAAGAAACGCAUUGAGGAAACGCAAGAAGAUACCCUACGGAAUAAAGAGGUGGAUUCAAGUCUCCCGACUUGGUGGCAAAAUCUGGGCAAAUCUGAGAUGCAGGACACCUAUAUGUUCAUGCUGAUUACAGUGCUGAUCAUUGUCGUGACCGUAAAAAGGUCCUUUCUGUUCUACAACUUGGCGAUGAAGGCCUCGGUUCGAUUACACAACUCCAUGUUUCGAGGCAUCUCUCGAGCUUCCAUGUACUUUUUCAACAUGAACUCCUCGGGUAGCAUCCUCAAUCGAUUCUCCAAGGACAUGGGAGUGGUGGAUGAAACGCUGCCCACUGUGAUGAUGACCGUCAUCCAGGACUUUCUUUCUCUGGCUGGCACUGUUCUUGUCAUAUCCAUUGUCAAUCCUUUGUUCCUACCACCCGCCCUUGCACUUGGAUUUCUCUUCUAUCAUAUGCGCACUUUCUAUCUGCAAACUUCUCGGGCUGUUAAACGCUUGGAGGCCAGUACUCGAUCUCCAGUUUACUCGCACUUCGCUGCCUCUCUGACUGGUCUCUCCACCAUCCGAGCCUUUGGAGCUCAGAGCAUUUUGGAGGCGGAGUUCGAUGGCUACCAAGAUAUGCACAGCUCUGCUGCCUACAUGUUCAUUAGCACUUCACGCGCCUUCGGCUACUGGAUGGACAUCUUCUGUAUGCUCUACAUAGCGAUCGUUACCCUCGGCUUCUUCAUCUUUCCACCGGCCAAUGGCGGCGAUGUGGGUCUGGCCAUAUCACAGGCCAUAGGCUUAAUGGGCACAGUCCAGUGGGGCAUACGUCAGUCGGCAGAGUUGGAGAACACAAUGAUUUCCGUGGAGCGGGUGGUUGAGUACGAUGACAUUGAGCCGGAGGGAACUCUAGAAGCCCCAGAUGAUACGAAGCCACCCAGUUCCUGGCCAGAGCACGGAAAAAUAGUGUUCGAUGAGCUGAACCUGCGCUAUACGCCGGAUCCGAAGUCGGAAAAUGUGCUCAAGUCCCUUAGUUUCGUCAUCCAGCCAAAGGAAAAGGUGGGCAUCGUGGGACGCACUGGGGCGGGAAAGUCCUCGCUGAUUAACGCCCUCUUUCGACUUUCCUACAACGAUGGAUCCAUUCUCAUCGACAAGAGGGACACAAGUGAGAUGGGUCUGCACGACCUGCGCAGCAAGAUCUCGAUUAUUCCCCAGGAACCCGUCCUUUUCUCCGGCACAAUGCGACACAAUCUGGAUCCCUUCGACGAGUUCAGCGAUGAAAAGUUGUGGCACUCCUUGGAGGAGGUAAAGAUGAAGGAUGUGGUGGCCAAUUUGGCCACUGGGUUAGAGACCAAAGUCACCGAGGGUGGAUCAAACUUCAGCGUGGGUCAGCGCCAGUUGGUAUGCCUGGCUCGAGCCAUUCUGCGGGAGAACAGAAUCCUUGUGAUGGACGAGGCCACGGCCAAUGUGGAUCCCCAAACGGAUAGCCUCAUCCAGGCCACCAUUCGGAACAAGUUCAGGGAGUGCACUGUCCUCACCAUCGCCCAUCGAUUGCACACCAUCAUGGACUCGGACAAAGUGAUAGUUAUGGACGCUGGCCGAGCUGUGGAGUUCGGGUCGCCCUAUGAGCUACUGACCAUGGCGGAUUCCAAGGUGUUCCACGAUAUGGUCAAGCAGACGGGUCAGGCUACAUAUGACGACCUCCAAAAGAUUGCUCAAAAGGCCUUUGAAGAUGCCCAGAAUCAAAGUCGCAACCUUUUUCCUUAGGAACUCUUAAAUACUUAUAGUUAAAAUUUCACCGUACAAAUUCUAUAUCUACCUCUGAAAUACAAUUUUUUACCUUU